Lotus japonicus is the source of this 417-nucleotide messenger RNA. RefSeq lists its product as uncharacterized. The transcript has a single exon. Lineage: Eukaryota; Viridiplantae; Streptophyta; Magnoliopsida; Fabales; Fabaceae. The record is from RefSeq and is a predicted model, not a curated record. The coding region runs from base 1 to 417 and encodes 138 amino acids. Gene Ontology annotation, molecular function: RNA-DNA hybrid ribonuclease activity; nucleic acid binding.
AUGGGCAUUGGCAGUUUGUGUCGUGAUAGUGCACGUGGCUGGGCGUUCAGGUUUGAAGGAUUGCAGACCGGUGGUAAUCCCUUCCAAGCGGAGGCAUUGGUGUUCCAGACUUGUCUUUCCCAAGCUUGGACCAAGGGGUUCAGGAGAGUGGAGGUAGAAACUGACUACAGGGAGCUCUUGGAGGUUAUUGAGGAUGACUUUUCUAGCAGGUGUGAUGCAAAUAUUAGGGAAAUCAAAGCCAUGGUUAACCAAGAUUGUGUGGUAACUAUUCGAUGGAUUCCCAGAGAAAGUAAUUUAGUUAUAGAUUGGUUAGCUAGGACAGGUUCUGGGUGUCAGUCUCUGCUCAUAACCAUGCUUGAGGCGCCUCAUGUCGAUCUGGAAUCUCUCUUGCUCCGAGAUUCUUUGUUAGUUCCUUAG